ACGACUGUCAUUCGAUUGCACAUGUGCUUCAUUUACCUCGAAUGUGCAUAUAGAAUUAUUACUUUUCUCGAUUGUUCUGUGUAAUUAACUGUGCUGACCACAAUAUUCAUACCAUGGUGAAGAAAAAUAAAGUAAAGAUUCCGACGGUAAUCAAUACGAAUGCGAAAAACGGCCAUGGUGCAGUGGAAGAUUUGGAAGAUAACUAUGUGGCAGAAGAAACAACACCAAAAGGCAAGCAAAUGGUAAAGAAAAAGAACAAACCUGUUCAACCGGUGAUGGAAGGCAGCGCGGAAGUUGGUCGUGGUGUAAAACGACCUAAAGAUGACUCGGAUGAUGAGGGUGAGGAAAACGGUACAAAUUUGCAUUUGGAGAGUAGGAAUGAAGAAUUUGAUGAUGAUGAGCUCCAAAAGGAGACUGCAGAAGGAGCUGCGGAACCGCAAAUAACAAAUAAUGCUUACGAAAUACUUCUCGGAAACCGAGAGUUCAGUUCGCUCGUUGGAAAGGUUUCCAAUAACACGAUGAAGGCCAUCGACGAUAUGGGUUUCACCAAGAUGACAGAAAUCCAGGCCAAAUCUAUUCCUCCCUUGCUGGAGUGUAGGGAUUUGAUCGGAUCGGCCAAAACGGGAAGCGGAAAAACGUUGGCCUUUCUUAUACCGGCGGUUGAGCUAAUACACAAGCUUCGAUUCAAGCCCCGCAACGGAGCUGGCGUCAUAAUCAUUUCUCCGACGCGUGAACUGGCGAUGCAAAUCUUCGGUGUGCUGAAGGAACUGAUGACGUAUCACUGUCAGACGUACGGUUUACUAAUGGGAGGAGCAACCCGGCACACGGAAAAUGAAAAGUUGGAAAAGGGCCUCAACAUUAUCGUUGCAACGCCAGGGCGAUUGUUGGAUCACCUUAAAACGACACCGCACUUCCUGUAUAAGAACUUGCAGUGCUUGAUCAUCGAUGAGUGCGAUCGCAUUUUGGAGAUCGGGUUUGAAGAGGAUCUAAAACAGAUUAUUGGCAUUUUGCCGAAAAAACGUCAGACCGUUCUUUUUUCGGCCACACAAUCAUCCCGUAUGGAUGAGUUGGGAAAGCUAGCCUUGAAAUCGGAACCGAUUUACGUCGGUGUGGAUGACAACAAGAAGGAGGCCACGGUAACGGGACUCGAGCAAGGUUACAUUGUGUGUCCCUCGGAGAGGCGUCUGCUUGUGCUUUUUACCUUCUUGAGGAAGAAUCGAAAGAAGAAGGUUAUGGUGUUCUUUUCAUCCUGUCUGUCGGUGAAGUUCCAUCACGAACUAUUCAACUACAUCGAUCUUCCGGUGAUGUCGAUUCACGGCAAACAAAAGCAAUCGAAACGUACCUCGGUAUUUUUCCAGUUCUGUAACGCAGAAACGGGAAUCCUGCUCUGCACGGAUGUCGCUGCUCGUGGUCUUGAUAUUCCGGCCGUGGAUUGGAUCGUACAGUACGAUCCUCCGAACGAUACGAAGGAAUACAUUCAUCGUGUUGGGCGAACGGCCCGAGGAGAGGAUUUGUGUGGCCAUGCGCUACUAAUGCUCCGUCCGGAAGAGCUUGGCUUCUUGAAGUAUCUGAAGCAAGCUAAGGUGCCGCUGAAUGAGUUUGAAUUUUCUUGGAGCAAGAUAGCGGACAUCCAGCUGCAACUGGAGAAUCUGAUGUCGAAGAAUUACUUUCUUAAUCAGUCAGGCAAACUGGCUUUCAAGACGUACGUACGCGCGUACGAAGGACACCACAUGAAGGACGUGUUCAAUUUGGCAAACCUCGAUUUGAUGCAGGUUGCAAAAAAUUUUGGUUUCACGCAACCACCGUAUGUUGAUUUUGGCAAGAGUUUCAGGCUGCACCAUCCGGAACGAAGACCAGGAAACCGUGGAAUGGGACACUUCAAGACACUCAACAAAGAGAAAACGAAAUCGUUGAACAUUAAGCACAUUACCGAUAGGAAUCAGUUGAAAAAAAUUAAAUACGAGUGAGUGCAGAACAGGUCGGGUGAACUAUAGCGUCAAAUAAAACCACAUUUUAUUGAUGGGUUCCCGGAACAGGAACAAAAUAAUAA
Molecule: messenger RNA, 2050 nt
Organism: Anopheles funestus (African malaria mosquito)
Lineage: Eukaryota; Metazoa; Arthropoda; Insecta; Diptera; Culicidae
Gene: pit
Product: probable ATP-dependent RNA helicase pitchoune
Exons: 5
Coding region: 114-1967 (617 amino acids)
Biological process (GO): maturation of LSU-rRNA from tricistronic rRNA transcript (SSU-rRNA, 5.8S rRNA, LSU-rRNA)
Cellular component (GO): nucleolus
Molecular function (GO): nucleic acid binding; ATP binding; RNA helicase activity
Source: RefSeq, a predicted model, not a curated record